CUAAAAAGUAUUAAGCGCUUUAUAAAAUACCUUAAUAUUUCUAAAAGCUUAAGUAUUAGACUAAAUAAUCUUUAA
Molecule: messenger RNA, 75 nt
Organism: Fusarium pseudograminearum CS3096
Lineage: Eukaryota; Fungi; Ascomycota; Sordariomycetes; Hypocreales; Nectriaceae
Exons: 5
Source: RefSeq, a predicted model, not a curated record